CAAAUCCACGAAAUCUGUGCAACGUGCGAUACCAUCCCGUUCAGCUGUUCGCCGGCUGAAGGGCGGAUAGGAAAAGAGACGGAUCAAGAAACGGUUUGAAUGUACUUUGGGGAGAACGGCAUCCGUGAACGAAAAGAAGAGACAUUUGGGACCGAACUUGACGUUAUCCAUCGUAUCUUUUUGUCUGCGAGACUCUAAUACGCGACCCCACACGAUGGUACUGGUUCUGUUGAUACCUGUAAUCGGAUUUGUGGCAGCAAAUCCUUUUUCAAACACAUUGAACAACCGCUCAGUCCCUCAAGUCCAAAAAGCGCUUUCGCUUUCCACGGAGAAUCGUUUGGAUAUAAUAGACGACAGUCCAGAUAAAAUAAAUGAAAUGGUAGAAAAUAUGAAUGAGACUACUUUAUCAAUUCUGAAGCACACAAUCCAUCAUCUCAAAGCUUCCGAAUCGAAGACCCGUGAAAAUGAAACAAAUGAAAAAAGGACACAAGAACGGGAACAUAAAACUUUAUUUGUAGAUUAUCCUCUAUUAUCGCGUAUCAUACAUUAUCCAAGAGUGCCUGCGUAUGAAAUCGAUUACAAUGACAAUUCAGAGUCGACAGCCAAGGAUAGAUCAUUAAGCGAGUCUGAUAGGAGAUAUCAAGAGAGCGAUAUUUUUUAUAUUCGACUACCACCCAUUCCAUAUAUAUUUGUACCCGGUAUCGGAUAUAUCUCGCAACCACCCACGUACUCGAGCGCUCCCUUGAAGCCCCAGAUACCCUUCGUUCCUCAACUAGUCCAGCUACAUCACGUGAGACCCGUGCGACCUCAACCAGCCUCUCAGCAGACCGUUAAUUCCUUCAUCAAAUUGCCUAUAGACUUCAUAAGCAACGGCAAGCCCACCUCCGUUUACCAAUGGCAAAAGAAGCCUGGCAAGAAGCCAACCGACAGUCCAAUCACGAACUUGGACAACCUGUCAGCCGACUUCGUGAACAACGGUAAGCCGACCUCUAUUUAUCAAUGGCAAGCGAAUCUCAGGCCGGUAAAGAGGCCGGAUAAUUCGCUUAACAGUCUUGAUAUGGGACCUUACACCUUUAAUGGCAAACUAACCAGCGUGUACUUGCUUGAAUCGAAUGACUCCCCCACAAUGCAUCAAUCUAUUCGACAUUCCAAUUAUCAAAAUGUACGUGAUUAAAUUUAAUUUAAUGUGAUCAUGCCGAAUAUUCAAAAUCGGAGCAAGCAAUCAUAA
This is a messenger RNA of Acromyrmex echinatior (Panamanian leafcutter ant), 1228 nucleotides long. RefSeq lists its product as uncharacterized. The record is from RefSeq and is a predicted model, not a curated record. Lineage: Eukaryota; Metazoa; Arthropoda; Insecta; Hymenoptera; Formicidae.